This is a messenger RNA of Monopterus albus (swamp eel), 1489 nucleotides long. It is a transcript of the gene id3, whose product is annotated as inhibitor of DNA binding 3. Bases 378 to 731 code for a protein of 117 amino acids. Gene Ontology annotation, biological process: cell differentiation; circadian regulation of gene expression; negative regulation of transcription by RNA polymerase II. The record is from RefSeq and is a predicted model, not a curated record. Gene Ontology annotation, cellular component: cytoplasm; nucleus. NCBI's taxonomy places the organism in Eukaryota, Metazoa, Chordata, Actinopteri, Synbranchiformes, Synbranchidae. Gene Ontology annotation, molecular function: transcription regulator activity; protein dimerization activity. The transcript is spliced from 3 exons.
UCGUUCGCUGCUUGCAGUGUGCCCUGCUGUGAAUGCAUUUGCAAUAAAUAAAACCACCUGAUAAAAGGUAACUAAUCGCCUGGCAAACCCCAUCAGGCAUCCCAGACUAAUUUCCUCAUUCUUUCCAACCCUCCACAGGGUGACAUCGGCCAAUCAGAAUGGACUUGCGCUUUACACUGGCCAAUCAGAGCACGAUGCGAGAAGGGGGGCGUCAUCAGGCACGCGGUGUAUAAAAACCUAAACUGUAGGUCGCUGUCACAGAAUUGUAGCUUUUCAGGAUAGUGAUAGAAAAGUCGCAGUUAAGAGGAAAUCAUCACCAACUGUAGUCACGGAUCAAACUUAGCUCUCGUUGUGGUUGUUUCGCUUCUGGUUUCAUCAUGAAAGCCAUCAGUCCCGUCCGCUCGGCGAGGAGCUGCUACAAGGCAGUGUGCUGUAUCUCGGAGCAGAGUCUCGCCAUUAGCCGGAAUAAACACUCGUGUCUGGAGGAGCCGGUGAGCGCCCUGUGCGACAUGAACGACUGCUACUCCAAGCUGAAAGAGCUGGUGCCGAGCAUCCCGCAGAACAAGUCGGUCAGCCAGGUGGAGAUCCUGCAACAUGUUAUUGACUACAUCUUCGACCUGCAGAUCGCGCUGGAGGCGGACGACACAGCCACACCGGAGAUGGUUUUGUCAAUAAAGACUGCGGACCUUACUCGCAAUUUCUCCAAAGAGGAAGGACGAUUGUGCCACUAAGCUGAGAAUGACAAAUUAUGGUGCAGGGAAACACAUGUCUCCACUUCACUCUGGGCAAGAGGACAAGAGGGGCAGAAAGGGUGGGAUAGGUAUUUGGUAAAAGAAGGAGACCAAGAAGAGUUUAAAGAAAGAAAGGACAGAAAAAAGUGGACUGUUUCCUAGAUGAGUGGAAUCAACAGUAGUGCAUGAGCAAGAAAACAGAGACUCAUUCUUUGGCCCCUGGACAGAUGAAUCAACACACCAAAGCAGAAGCCAGGAUUGGAAAGUGAAAGCAAACAGUUUAUGUGCCCUUGUGAACAUACCCGGGAUUCCCUGUAGAAAGAAAUAGAAAUACUGGUACAUUGUUCUUUUGUUUUCUUUUCUUUAAAAAAAUUUAUUUUGAAUUUUUUGAAUUCCAAACAAUGUUUUUGUGGGUUAAACUCAUACCAAACCUGAACCCUUUCUACAUCAUCUCCUGCAUUAUUCAUCCCCUGAUCUGUUUUCUAAUCACCUGGAGACUGUUACGGUUUUAAAUAAGAGUGUAUAUAUAUAUCUGCUGUGGUUAUGUGAGGUUUGAGUCUAUUUGGAUGUUUGUAUUGUUUUCUGAAUGGGAGCUUGGGUUUUAUUAGGCAUAAUCAGAACUCUAUAAUAGAGUUAAUUUUAAAUGUUUGUAGGGAUUGUACUAUUUCUGCAGACAAUGUGCUAUGGGUUUCAUAAACUCUUUAUUAUAAAGUUUGCUUUGUAUGUAUGUAAUGAAAUAAAAAAAGAUGCAAAACCUA